AUGGCUGGCUACAGCAAUCCGAGUGAUUAUUCUUGGCAGCCUCCAAAUAACAGCCAAAAUUACUCAUUUGACACCUCAAAUAAUUUUGCAGAUCCAUCUCAAACACUCGACUUUCAGACGUUUGCUCCAGAUCAAAGCUUUUCCUACGAUCAAGGACAGUCUGCUUCGGCCACUGCUAACAACAACCAAUAUUAUAAUCCAAGUAUAUUUACCCCUGCACCAAUACCAGGAGAAACAAAUACAACAACAGAAUUUGAUGAACCUCCACUGUUAGAUGAGUUAGAAAUAUACCCUGAUAGAAUAUUAGAAAAAACUUUAGCAGUACUCAAUCCAUUUCAUGGCCAUUCAAAGGCAGAUGAUGCAAACUUUUUAUUAAGAGAUACUGACAUUGCUGGUCCUAUUGCAUUUUGCUUAGCUUUAGCAGUAUGUCUUUUCCUUUCAGGUAAUAAAGCUCAUUUUGGUUAUGUUUAUGGUCUUUCUGUAAUGUCUGUAAUUCUAAUGUAUUGUCUUCUAUCUCUUAUGAGUCGUAGUGAGGGAGUUUUCACUAUUUUAAGUGUUGCAAGUGUCUUAGGAUAUUGUAUGUUACCUAUGGUUGUUCUUGCUGGUUUGGGAAUAUUUAUAUCACUACAAGGCACAGUAGGACUAAGUUUGUCAGCUAUUGCUGUAAUCUGGUCUGCACUUUCAGCAAGCAGAUUAUUUGUAACAAUGUCAGGUGAUGCAGAACAAAGGCCCCUUAUAGCAUAUCCUUGUGCAUUAGUUAAUGGCGUUUUUGCUUUGUUGGUGUUAUUUUAA
This is a messenger RNA of Parnassius apollo (apollo), 792 nucleotides long. NCBI's taxonomy places the organism in Eukaryota, Metazoa, Arthropoda, Insecta, Lepidoptera, Papilionidae. The record is from the annotation of a GenBank genome assembly.